Molecule: messenger RNA, 1373 nt
Organism: Cynoglossus semilaevis (tongue sole)
Lineage: Eukaryota; Metazoa; Chordata; Actinopteri; Pleuronectiformes; Cynoglossidae
Exons: 9
Coding region: 226-1314 (362 amino acids)
Biological process (GO): mitotic cell cycle checkpoint signaling
Cellular component (GO): kinetochore
Source: RefSeq, a predicted model, not a curated record
AAAACAAGUUUGAACUUGAGUCCACAAUCUUUCUUAAUGGUUUAAAAACCAUUUGUGUUGUUGUCUGUUAAAGCAGGGACUUGUCCUAAAGCUGGAUAAAUACAAACUGACACUGGCGCUACUUUAAACUACGACGGAGGGAAUUGUUUGGAAUCUUCGCCGAUAGCAGAUUAGCAUAUUAGACAAAACUGCAUUUUCUUCAUUGUUUACGUUGGUUCGUCAGCGAUGAAAAGUGUAUUGCAGCACUGUGACCCGGUCCUGCUGGACCAGGGUCUGUUGAAUUCAUGUGGAGACUCGCAGCAGCUGGAAUCGGCUGAGGCAGCACAAGUGGUGCUUCACCUGAUGGACAGUCGUCGUGUCCAGAAGGUGGUGUGGCGUCAGCUCUUUGUUCUGGACUCCAUCAUGUCUCUUUUAGAGGAAUUGAAGUCUUCACAGCAACUGGUGUCUCAGCCUUGUCCUCCUCUGCCUGGGUCCGGGGCUCGGUCCACCUGGAAGUCUCUGAAGGUCCAGUUCAUGUCCAGUGUGGAGGAGACAGAGACUCUGCUCCAACAAUUGCAAAACAAAGUCCAACAGACUGAGGACAGAAGACACAGAUUGAGACAACUGCUCUGCAGACUUGACGACAAGAAGGAACAGUGUGAACAGCUGAAGGCGGUGCUGCUCAAGUCCAAGAACGCACUGCAGGGCUGUGAGGAUCAGCUGAUCCAGUUAAGGGCCCAGUCAGAGGCAGUGCAGGAACGGCUGAAUGUGUGGCAGCAAGUCAAGGACUGUCUGCAGGUGCUGGUCUCGGCUCACCGUGAUGUCACACAGAUUACGUUGCUGUCGGUCGAGCAAUCCGAACUCUGCGUUGAACUCAGGCCACGCCCAUCCUCAAAGCUCUGGACUAAUCAACUGGAGCCGCUGAGGCUGAAGAUCAGCUGGAGUUCAGAUCAGCUGACGUUCAGCCUACAGGUGGAGGAAGGUCCAGCAGGUUUGCUUGAAGACAGUUUCAGGGGCAGAUAUUCAGAGUUGAGUGCCGCCCUGCUGGAGGUGAUGCAGUGUUACAUGGGUGAGGCUGAGCUGCUGUUGGAGGUCCAGAAGCUCCGUUCCAGCUUUGCUAUUGAUUGGCGUCCGUCUCAGCGCCUCCUGGUCUACCUUAAAUCAGCCACAGUAGUGUGCCACCUGCAGGUGGAAGAGGGAUAUCCGAGCAGUGGAGUAGUGCGUCUGCAGGGCAUCGUCAGAGAAGGACAGACCGUGGACAUCAGUGGACUGAAGUGUCAGUCUCUCUCCAGUCUCACAGAGUGGUUGCUGCUACUUCACGAUUUCCUCAAUUAAAUGUGUUGACAUGACAAAUGUUUUUCUUGAAUAAACCUUUUUUAUAGUUCUAUUUCUAA